UGAGUAGUCAUUCUCAUUUUGUGUCCGACAAUUCGGUUGAAAAUUGCAUUUUCUGCUGAAAAUAGACGUGCGAGCAGUGACCGCGGCUUAGUAAAUUCAAAUAUAGCUAACGCAACAACAAUAAAAUGUCGACAGCAAGCUCGAUUCCGCCGCCAGUUUCCUGGGCUCAGCGCAGCGAUUUGAUUUAUGUUAUCAUCGAUGUGGAAUGCAAAGACAUUGAACACAAAGUGACAGAAAAGACCUUCACUUUCAAGGGUGUAAAUGCACUUGACGCCUCCAAAAAGUACGAGGUCACAUUGAACUUCUACAAUUCGGUUGAUCCGGAGAAGGUGACUAGCAAGAAUAUUGGACGCUGCUUGGAAUUCACAAUACCCAAGAAGGAGAAUGGUCCAUACUGGCCAACACUGACCACAGAUAAGACCAAAUUGCACUUCUUGAAGGCCAACUUUGCCAAGUGGCGCGAUGAGUCUGACGAAGAAGAUGGUGGUGAUGCUAAGGACAACGGAAUGUUUAGCAACUUCUUAAACAGUCCGGGAGGCGAUUGGAACAACAAAUUUGAUGAUUUCAAUGUCGACGAGGAUGACGACUCCGACGAUUGCAUACCCAGUCUAUCGCAAAACGAAGACGAGGACGAAGGCGGGGAGGGCGACAAAGACAAGAAGCCAGCUGCCUAAGGAGCUUGCUGUUCGGGCAUUUCUGAAGUAAUAGAGUCGUAGCAUUAGCCGAGACCCCUAUACCGUUAAGUCACACAUACACACACACACAAACACAAUCAUGAGUUCG
Molecule: messenger RNA, 783 nt
Organism: Drosophila navojoa
Lineage: Eukaryota; Metazoa; Arthropoda; Insecta; Diptera; Drosophilidae
Gene: p23
Product: cytosolic prostaglandin E synthase
Biological process (GO): protein folding; chaperone-mediated protein complex assembly
Cellular component (GO): cytosol; nucleus
Molecular function (GO): Hsp90 protein binding; protein-folding chaperone binding
Source: RefSeq, a predicted model, not a curated record